CUAUUUAGUUUAGAGGUUAUGUUCCGUUGCCAUGAAAAAGUUAACCUAGUGGAGGUACAAUAAAUUCAAUGCUGUAUUUAGUUGAAAACUGUAGGUAUUCUGUUAAAAUGUCAUUUCUGCAAACUUGACUGAUAGUAUUGAAAACUAAAAAUGGUUCUUACUAAAUCAUCAAAGAUUUUUCGGACGAUUUUAAGAAGUAAUAGCAGUGUUUCCAAUCGUGCACGACGGUCUUAUGGAAUUGAAAAACAGUGUUUCAGAUCUUAUGCCUCAAAAACUACAUCUAAUAUCUCCAAUUUCAACUCUGAGCCAUUCAUUCAAUUUGGUAAAGUAUUAGAAAAAAGACAAUGUGAAGCAAAACGGAGCAUUUUAGUUCAGGUGCAUUCGAAAUUGUCAUGUAUUCAGUUGACUGAUUAUUGUUCAACUUAUGGCCAAAUUCUCAAUUUAUUUCAUUAUCAACUUCCCAACAUGAAUAACUUCAUAAUUGUUGAAUUUGAGCGUGAGAAUUCAGUUGACGAAUUGAUAGCUCGUUCAACUCACUUUGAUAAACACCAAAUUAUUCCUGUGCGAUCACAGUUUCUAUGGUUCAAGGAAAACCUCAAAGAGAAGAAAAACAGGAAUCCCUCCCCAAAGAGUUUAGAGAAUCUACCCCUGACCAUUUCUCAAGAAGUGCUACCACCAGAUCCAAAACAUAUCUACGCAAUGUUGAACUCAUCUAACGAUAUUCCUGACCAGAUGAUAAAGCUGUUUGAUGCGUUAUGUUUGGAUGAGAUAGGAAUACGUAUGAGGUUUCUCACAGCUCAACAAAUUCAAAGAUCUCUGACUGGUUUAUUUCCAGCAGCAGUAGCUGUACCUUAUGGUUCAACUGUGAAUAGUUAUGGGAAGAAAGGCUGUGAUUUGGAUAUUCACGUUCAGCUCGAUCAAUCAACAGAGGAAGACUGCAAUGGACAUUUGAUUUUCCACGCCAAAUCGACAUUAGCUACAAGUCGAGCUCAACAGCAGCGCUCAGUUGAUAUGCUGGGAGAUCUCGUUCAACUCCUGCUGCCCGGCUGCAAUCAUGUGCGGAAAAUUUUAAACGCCCGUGUACCAAUUCUGCGCUACAAACAAGAACUGACCGGCACCGAAUGUGACAUUUCGGUAACAAACAUGUCAUCAGUGUAUAUGUCGGAACUGUUGUACAUUUAUGGCUCAUUUGAUUGGCGAGUUAGACCGUUAGUAUUCACAGUAAGAUUCUGGGCCAAGUCAUUGAAUCUUACUAGUUCAUCUCCUGGUCCCUGGAUAACAAACUUUUCCUUGACUCUUCUAGUGCUCUUCAUUUAGUUAAUCCCCUUGAAACACACCUGAAUGUUAGUAAAAAUGUUAGCUUACAAGAACUUGAAAAAAUCAAGGAAGAGUGUGUUAAUGCACUUCUCUAUCUAAGAGCAGAUAAUCAUAUUUAUGAGAAAGAAAAUGGAGAUGUAUGGGGGUUGCUACACUUAUUCAAUUUGGCAGUAAAAAGUAAAAAUACAAGGAGUAGUCGAAAAAAUAGUAAUAGGCUGAUAGCUGUAACCGACAUUUUUAAAGAAGAAAUUAAUUAACUGUAUUUCACUUUUGUACAGAGAUUCAAUACAGAAUUUGUUUAAAAAACUG
Molecule: messenger RNA, 1626 nt
Organism: Nilaparvata lugens (brown planthopper)
Lineage: Eukaryota; Metazoa; Arthropoda; Insecta; Hemiptera; Delphacidae
Product: poly(A) RNA polymerase, mitochondrial
Exons: 1
Coding region: 151-1317 (388 amino acids)
Biological process (GO): mitochondrial mRNA polyadenylation
Molecular function (GO): poly(A) RNA polymerase activity
Source: RefSeq, a predicted model, not a curated record